Molecule: messenger RNA, 1353 nt
Organism: Cynocephalus volans (Philippine flying lemur)
Lineage: Eukaryota; Metazoa; Chordata; Mammalia; Dermoptera; Cynocephalidae
Gene: PTK6
Product: protein tyrosine kinase 6
Exons: 8
Coding region: 1-1353 (450 amino acids)
Biological process (GO): protein phosphorylation
Molecular function (GO): protein tyrosine kinase activity; protein binding; ATP binding
Source: RefSeq, a predicted model, not a curated record
AUGGCGUCCCGGGGCCAGGCUCACCCGGGCCCCAAGUAUGUGGGCCUCUGGGACUUCACGGCCCGGACGGAUGAGGAGCUGAGCUUCCAGGCAGGGGACCUCUUCCACGUGGCCAGGAAGGAAGAGCAGUGGUGGUGGGCCACCCUGCUGGAUGCAGCGGGCCAGGCUCUAGCUGAAGGUUAUGUGCCCCACAACUACCUGGCUGAGAAGGAGACUGUCGAGUCAGAGCCGUGGUUCUUCGGCUGCAUCUCCCGCUCGGAAGCUCAGCACCGGCUACAGGCUGAGGGCAACGUGACAGGUGCCUUCCUGAUCAGGGUCAGCGGGAAGCCGGGUGCUGACUACGUGCUCUCGGUGCGGGACACGCAGGCCGUGCGGCACUACAAGAUCUGGCGACGUGGGGACCGGCUGCACCUCAAUCAGGCGGUGUCCUUCCGCAGCCUGCCCGAGCUCGUGGAGUACCACAAGGCCCAGAGCCUGUCCCACGGCCUGCAGCUGACCGCACCCUGUCAGAAGCAUGAGCCCGAGCCCCUUCCCCACUGGGACGACUGGGAAAGGCCAAGGGAGGAGUUCACACUCUGCAGGAAGCUGGGGUCUGGCUACUUUGGAGAGGUCUUCGAAGGGCUCUGGAAAGACCAGGUCCGAGUGGCCAUUAAGGUGAUUUCCCGAGACAACCUCCUGCACCAGCACAUGCUCCAGUCGGAGAUCCAGGCCAUGAAGACGCUGCGUCACAAACACAUCCUGGCACUGUAUGCAGUUGUGUCCGUGGGGGACCCCGUGUACAUCAUUACAGAGCUCAUGCCUGAGGGGAGCCUGCUCGAGCUGCUGCGGGAGUCUGACAAGAAAGCGCUGCCCGUUUCGGAGCUGGUGGACAUUGCUUCGCAGGUGGCUGAGGGCAUGUGCUAUCUGGAGUCACAGAAUUACAUCCACCGGGACCUGGCGGCCAGGAACAUCCUUGUGGGUGAAAACAACAUCUGCAAAGUCGGGGACUUCGGGCUAGCCAGGCUCAUCAAGGAGGACAUUUACCUUUCCCAUGACCACAACAUCCCCUACAAGUGGACGGCCCCCGAGGCGCUCUCCCGAGGGCAUUACUCCACCAAAUCUGACAUCUGGUCCUUCGGGAUUCUCCUCCAUGAGAUUUUUAGCAGGGGUCAGAUGCCCUACCCAGGCAUGUCCAACCACGAGGCCUUCCUGAGGGUGGACGCUGGCUACCGCAUGCCCUGCCCCCCGGAGUGCCCGCCCAGUGUGCGCAAGGUGAUGCUCUCCUGCUGGUCCAGGGACCCUGAGCAGAGGCCUUGCUUCAGAGCCCUGCGGGAGAGGCUGUCCAGCUUCACCAUGUACGAGAACCCGCUCUAA